CAGAUCAGAUGUCAGCUGUCUCUAAAAAAUUAUUAACGGAAUACAUUUUCCAUUUUCAUGUACUAGUAUAGACGAAAAAGACAAAUUUUUUCUACAUAUAUUUUUAGAAUUACGAUUCUGGAUUAGCAAAAUUUACGUGAAUGUUGAGGACAAUCAAGACCGGCCACCUGCCAAGCGUGCGCGGCCUGGCCGGCUUUGGCACGAGAUUCAACUACCAGACCCUUCCCAAGCCGCUCCACCGCGGUGAGAACUACUACCAGGUGCUGAAUGUUCCCGUCUGCUCUAGCGACCAGGAGAUCAAAAGUGCCUUCAUCGAGCUCUCGAAGAAGUACCAUCCAGACGCCAACACGCAGACCCGCGACUCUGAGGUCUUCAUCAAGAUCUGCGAGGCCUACCAGACGCUGCACCGACAGAACUCGCGGCAGCUGUACGACUCCCUCCUAAGGAUGCAGCACAUAACCACCACCGCUUCGCAGGAUACGGCCUUCACCGGGCGGCAAAUGUCAACGAGGUGGUCCCAGUACCAGUCUGCCAUGAGGAGCAAGCAGAUGAGCCGUAGCUCCCAGAUGUUCCCAAAAAAAACCAAGUCUGUCAUCUUCAAGCGGAGAGUGACUAGCCAGUACCUGCCCAUGCGCAUGCAGCCGUUGGAACUGGCGGUACAGUGGGCAAACAAGGACGGAGACAAGGACGAAGGUGAAUCCUGGAAGGACUUCUUUCCCCACGGCCUCAUCUUCUACCUCUUCGUGGGGGGACUCUGCGGGGUGGGCGGCCUAGUUUUCGUGGACUUGGUCAGCGGACGCCAUAAGAAGCCAAUGUCAGAGGACGACAGCGAGUCGAGUUCACCCGAGUGAUCCUUUGGGCUUGGUAGAUCCAAGAUGUGAAUUUUGAGAGGCACUAGCCAACAUCACACGCGUUCCCAUAUGUCAUUUUGCUUUCCAUAAAACAGCGAAUCUAAUGUCGACUAGGCGGCAACUUAUACAUAUGCAUGGCACACUGGCAGUGAUGUACUCUGCCUGAACUUGUUGGAAAGAAAAAUAUAUAAAUCUGCUCGUUAA
Drosophila kikkawai is the source of this 1055-nucleotide messenger RNA. RefSeq lists its product as uncharacterized. NCBI's taxonomy places the organism in Eukaryota, Metazoa, Arthropoda, Insecta, Diptera, Drosophilidae. The record is from RefSeq and is a predicted model, not a curated record.